This is a messenger RNA of Acanthaster planci (crown-of-thorns starfish), 941 nucleotides long. RefSeq lists its product as uncharacterized. Lineage: Eukaryota; Metazoa; Echinodermata; Asteroidea; Valvatida; Acanthasteridae. The record is from RefSeq and is a predicted model, not a curated record.
UACAGGUCUAUUGGCUUUUCCCAAAGUUGCCAGAGAUGGAGGACCUUCUCGGUGGAUAAAUUUAAUUUGUGCCAAAAACUGGGUGACACACAUGCAAAUGGAGAGCCAUGAUUUAAUACCAUUGAUAACUUUGGAAAUGGUUUAUGCACAAUCUGUGAUCCCUGUAUAGUAAUUGGGGAUGGCAGGCAAAACGUGAAAUAGCUGAGAGUGGUUGGCUAAAGCCCUUGGGUGUGUGCAAAAUCAUAUUGGAAUCAGAGGAUUUGGGAUGACUUUAAUCAGACCUUUUUGUACUGUAUGGGAUUGUUAAAAGAGCCCAAGAAUGAAGAAGGGUGUGAGUUGUAAAUGGCUUCUUCUAGGCACGAGAGCAUUGAUGAAGAGACAAGACCAGACCCCUGGGAGACAAUUUUCUGGAUUGUAACACAUCACCAGAUAUUUGCUACUGCCAACACUACUCACUUGGAGGAGCACUAUCACCUCUUGGUUGACAAGAUCUACAAGAUCCAGAAGGAGCUGCAGCAGAAGCAACAGAAGAGGAUGCAGGAUUCAGGAGGUACUGAUGCUGCCGCUGGAGGCAUCCUCACGAUGGCAGCAGCGCAGCUGUCCCAGCCACAGCCUCCCCACUAACUGCCCAGACCUGUCCAUUGGGAAAAUGUAGCUCUUUCAACCAACGUGUAUCAGAAUUAUGCGGUACAUAACUAUAUGGUCUUGAAGGGUUAUUUUGGUGUCAGUGUUGCUUUGGCUCAGCAAUGAAAAGUGGACUGGUAGAAUGGGGCGUCAGGUUGGCAUAGUGACACUUUUGUCACCUGCCACUUCUGUGAAUCCAGCCCAGGUUUAAUUUGUGGAUUUUUUAGUCUUUACUUAACUUUGUGGAUUUUUCUCAUCUCUAUAAUAAUCCUGGGGAGUUUUUCCUUCCACUUCUUAAACUGAACACUAUCCUUAUA